AACUUAGUGAAGCCGGACUAGCGGCGACAACUACACGUCUUGCGAAUUAAAAUCAGUUAUACAAUAUUCUUGGAUUAAGUUUAAAAAUGAAAUUGAUUGUUUUUUUCGUGUUUGUUAUUUCAAAUAUAAGCAACGAUGGUAAGGCGUCGCUGGAGAGUUUUGCGCCAUCGAAUGAUGCGAAUUUUUUGACGGAUACCACCAAAAGUUCAGACAAAUCGUGCCAUCGACCUUGCAAGUUCAACGUGAAACCGCGAAGGUGUUAUUACAAGUUUGACAUAGAGCCUACCUUAGAUAAAAUACCUCUCUCCAUCAACGGACAGACCCCAGGUCCACCCAUACACGUGUGUAUACACGAUAUAAUCGUCGUGGAGGUCAGGAAUAAAAUACCGGACCAAGAUCUGGCGAUACACUGGCAUGGAUUGAAGCAACGUGGGACGCCGUAUAUGGAUGGAGUUCCUAUGAUCACGCAGUGCCCUAUCAGCUAUGGUUCCACCUUCAAAUAUGCGUUCAAGGCGUCUUCGCCUGGGACAUUUUUUUACCAUGCUGAUUCAGUAACUCACCAAAGCGAUGGCGUCUACGGCUCUCUGAUAGUAGACCAACCACAACCGCUAGAACCCCAUUCCUCCCUAUACGACUUCAAUAGGAGGGAAGAACAUACGCUCAUCAUUGGUGCUAGGUUCCCUCAACUACUUUCGGGGACUUUGGAAGACCUCACCAAGGUUUUACCAGAUGGAUUGGUGAUCAAUGGACAAGAUUAUACGAAGAUAUUUGUAAUGCAGUCAUAUGCUUACCGAUUGCGGUUAAUAAACGCAAUAGCCCUGGAAUGCCCUGUACUCAUCAGCAUAGACGAUCAUAUGGUGACUGUUGUCGCAAGUGACGGGAAACCAGUCCAACCUGUUACCACAGGCACUGUGAGGUUAUAUCCAGGUGAACGUAUGGACAUUGUGGUUCGAGCUGAUCAACCGAGUGGUGGAUACUGGCUUCAGGUCAAGGGUGAAAACCAAUGUGAUGGAUUGAAGACUCACUCUAUGUUCCUAUAUCAGGGAUUUAAUUAUACUUCCAUGAUAGAAGAGACGCCGAACACCGAAGUCGAUAAGGACAAUAUUGUCUUUGGACAGAAACUGCUAUCUUACAAAGACAUGACACUUCUGCCAUCCGUGAAGUCGGUUUAUCUUGGUAUUGAUAAACAGAACGUAGAAGUAAAAGAUGCCGAUCUCGAUUUUCGAUAUCUAAGCGAUGUUGUGCCAAAGAAACCAUUCUUUCCUACAGCCUUAUCUCUCAAGGAAGGCGUUGUCCAGAUAAAUGGCAGGAAUUUUCUUUACCCAAACGCCCCAUUGCUGCUGAAGCCCAGGGAAGUAUUCAAGGAUAUUGCCUGCAGCGUCGAAAUACAUAAACAUAAAGAUGUACAAUGUAUGCAAAUUCUAAGAGCAAAUCAGAAUGAACCACUGGAACUGAUAUUAGUAAAUGAUGGUGUCCAUAGCAACGACUCGUAUACAUUUCACAUGCAUGGACUACCCAUGUACGUGGUCGCCACAUGGCAGAGUCCAGCAGGACUGCCUUUAUCAAAAGAGGAGUUUGAGAAACUAGACAAGGGUGGUCAGAUUGAAAGAAAUUUACAAAAUCCACCAAUGAAAGACACAGUAACGGUCCCCAACAAAGGUUUUACGAUAAUCAGAAUAAAUCCAGAUCAUGGUGGCCACUGGCUACUGGAAUGCAGGUCUUGCAGUCUCACGCUGCCUGCUGCAAUUCUUAUCAGUGUUCCUAUAUCGAUACCUAAGACGGUUGUGGAUUCUUUACCUAGCUGUGGAAGCUAUAAGCCCCCGGAUGUGUUGCUCAACUAAGACUGAUCUUCUAAUUCCAUUAACACUGGAGUUGUAAGUGCAACAUGUGGUCCAAAGUUUUAAUAUUACGAACAUAACUUUUCCCUACACACUAGUGAUUCUAUCAGAGAAUUUGUUGUCCAAUCGUUGACCACCAUAAUAAUGAAAUUACAGAUCAAAUUUCGAUUCCUCAAACGCUGUUUCUCCAGCUUCAGCAACAGAUUCAGCAACUAAAUGUUCGUAUUGUUAUACAAAAGGGACUCAUAGAGUUAUAGGCACUUCUAAUUAAUGCCUACAGUCACAAACGUUUUGAUAAUUGUCAAAUAAAACGAUAAGACCAUAAGGAAACUUCUGAGCUUCUGGAAGGAGCUAGGCUGGCUUAAGUAGCCAGGACUUCAUACUACUACUACUACUCCAUAGUGAAAAGUGUACUGAAAGUAGACUUAACUUCGAUUAACGUUCCAGAAAACGGAUCUUAGACUACUAAUAAUGCACUAUUUUAUUUACCUGUUUGAAGUUGAUUUAAUCAAAAGUAUUUCCUGAGAUUUUUAAUGUGAACAA
Pieris napi is the source of this 2381-nucleotide messenger RNA. RefSeq names its product L-ascorbate oxidase-like. The coding region runs from base 87 to 1841 and encodes 584 amino acids. Gene Ontology annotation, biological process: iron ion transport. Gene Ontology annotation, cellular component: plasma membrane. The transcript has 9 exons. NCBI's taxonomy places the organism in Eukaryota, Metazoa, Arthropoda, Insecta, Lepidoptera, Pieridae. Gene Ontology annotation, molecular function: oxidoreductase activity; copper ion binding. The record is from RefSeq and is a predicted model, not a curated record.